Molecule: messenger RNA, 2498 nt
Organism: Dunckerocampus dactyliophorus (ringed pipefish)
Lineage: Eukaryota; Metazoa; Chordata; Actinopteri; Syngnathiformes; Syngnathidae
Gene: tnip2
Product: TNFAIP3 interacting protein 2
Exons: 6
Coding region: 458-1783 (441 amino acids)
Biological process (GO): regulation of transcription by RNA polymerase II; cellular response to lipopolysaccharide
Molecular function (GO): K63-linked polyubiquitin modification-dependent protein binding
Source: RefSeq, a predicted model, not a curated record
GGAUAUACUUGUAUAUUUUUCCCUUUACAGUUAAGAGUCUGCGCGCUAGGUUAUUUUUACGGCAACCCUUGAACGCACCACAGCAGUGCAGUCUGUAGAGGCUACUAACACAGUUGAACGCUAGCUUCAACUUUUUAGCUACCAUUUGUGGUUUUGCGGUUUCAUUGCUUUCCUUGGUGUUGAUUAAACUUAAUAACAGUUUACAUCACAAUGGCGGCCGACUUCGAGUCUACAAGAGGACACUGUGCUCACUUUGACGAAUCUCAAAAAAGUACGCGGGGAAGUUCCCCAGGAAAUCCCCGCUUGUCUAUAUUAUUGUCGACGAGCCGUGAGGCGGACCUGCUGACACACGGUGCUGAUCCCCGGCUACACUCGUCAAGGCAACGCGGCUCGGGAGCUGUCAAAUGCCGGAUUACUAAAAGACAAACCGUUGAAAGGUAGAAGAAGGAGACCCGCCAUGGAUCACGACAGCGUGGACAAGAAGCGGAGCUUCAGCACCCUCAACACAUUGUACCAUGAGAGCCGGCAGGAGAUGGAGCUCCUGGCCAAGCAGCUCGCCCUCAAGGACAACAUCAUCGCCGAGCUCAAGGCGAGGCUGGCCGGCCACGAGAGGACGCGCGUGGCUGUGGGCGACAACCAGUCUGUGGUCGUCGGGCCGUCCAAGUCCUUGCUGGAGAGUUUGUGUCAGGAGAUCUGCAAACUCAAACAGAAGAGGAACGAGACAGAGUUCAAGGCUUCCAGACAAGCUGAGGAGAUCCAGAGGCUGACCACGCAGCUCCGAGAGAAGGACCUGGAGCUUGAGAGCGUCAGGACCGGCUCGGGGCACGAGAAGGACCGGGAGAUCCAGCGGCUGCGUGCGGUUCUGGGCGAGAGGGAGCGCACCGACGCCACCAGGACCGUGCUGUGCUCCUCGCUGGCAGAGGAGGCCGAGCAGCUGCGGGGCCAGCUGGGGACCACCGUGAAGGUGUGCCGGCAGCUGCUGGCCAGGAUGGAGAAGAACAAGACUGGGGAGGGAGACGUCGAGGAAGGGGCUAAGAAGCUGCCAGAGUCACCUGACAGGUGCGUCAACGCCCAAAUGCGUCACCUUCAGGAGGAGAACCAGCAGCUAAAGCAGCGUGUGGCCUAUGUCCAGGGUCUCAACUCCCAGUGGCAGAAGUACGACUCCAGCAGGGAGGACUUCAUCCGAGGAUUGUGUCAGCGCCUGAGGGCCGGCGCCGGCCAGGCGGCGCUUCCCGGUCUGGGCUCGGCCAGCGGCGGCUUGCUUCAUCACGAGAUCUCCAGACUCAACGGCUCGCUGGAGGACAAGCUGAGCGAGUGCGCCCGACUCCGGAGAGAAAUGGAGGAAAUGCGCAGAAAAGACCGGGAGCGCAUCCAGACCCUGGAGCAGCAGGUGGUCAUCUACACGGAGGACUUCAAGUCGGAGCGAGCGGACCGUGAGCGAGCGCAGGCUCAGAUCCAGGACCUGAAGGAGCAGAUCUGCCAGCUGAAGCUGCAGCUACACAAGCAGGGGGCGAGCAGGGAGAUGCCUUUGUGUCACGUUCACAUCGGACACCGGGUGUCCUCACGGCGGUACAGGGACGCCACAGAGCACCCGGCGAGGACAAACGUGUCCUCGCAGCACCAACUGGCCGCCUCCCCUUCCGCCGGCACAAUGGCAGCGACGCAAAACCCCGCCUUUCACACUGACCUUUCAGACCUGCAGUGCCCGCGCUGCCUCGCCACCUUCCACGAGGACGCCGCCACCGAGUACCUCAACCACUGCGAGGAGUGCGCCACGCUAUGAGACCAGGAAUGACCUCAUCCAGAUUGUUUUCGGAGGACUCUGAGUCGGCGGCUGUGCGUGACGGAUCAUCAUAUACCUCAGCGUCAUCAUACCGCCAAAAUAAAACACCAUGGGUCAGGUGUCUGCAGACGUCUACUGGGAAACAGGAAGACGCACAAUGACACAAAAAUACACACUCAUUUGCUGUAGAGGGGGGUUGCAGGGUCCAAGGAAGAGUACCUUUUGGAUGGAUGUCAUGUGACGCAUCAUCCUCCGUGAACCAGGAAGCAGUCUGCUGACUAACAACUAACAAGCACACACACAAAUACGCACAGUUUGGCCUUGGUGGAGGUCGUUGUUGUUGCAGAUGCUCAUUAGAACGCAUCCGAUGGUGGCCCAAGACUUUUGCACAGUGCCGUAGAUGCAUAAGCUUCUCAUAUUCAGCCACAAAAUCUACAAAUCGUUUCAGAUACAAAUAAUUUAUGAAAAUGCCAUUAUUUAUUCAACUCUGUCAAAUUAUUUAAAAUAAAAAUGUAACCCCCUCCCACAGAAGCCAUUCUUCUUUUUACUGCUUAUUCAUUUGGGAUUUGAUAGAUGUCGAUAUCCAUCUAUAUAGAGAUAUUGAUGUGUAUGCACACGCAUAUAUAUAUUAUAUAAGUGUAUAAAAAACCAACUCUUGGAUCAUUUGGUGUGUUUUUACCCACUUAAAAUUGGUCAACUAUUUUUGUAAUAAAAU